This is a messenger RNA of Rotaria sp. Silwood1, 397 nucleotides long. The record is from the annotation of a GenBank genome assembly. NCBI's taxonomy places the organism in Eukaryota, Metazoa, Rotifera, Eurotatoria, Philodinida, Philodinidae.
AUGUGCCAAGAUCAUAUAUGUCAAGCGCCAGAUCCGGACGAAAUUGAAAAAGCUUUAUAUAAUUAUGAAAUUAGGAAGAAAGCUGCCGAAUGUCAUGAUACACCAAGAUUAAUAAUACACGAAGCUCGACUUAAAUUAUCUUCAGAUGCUGCUAUUACUAGUCCUCAAUAUAAUGCAUCACAACGUGUUAUUCAACGUAUUAGAAGAGAUGAUAAUAUUCCAUCAGAACCUAAAACAUUCGCGGAUAUUGUUAUUCCAUUAAAUUUUCAAAAUACUAUUACGAAUCAAAAGUUUCUUUUAUAUGAUAAUAAUGAUGUUAAUCGUCGAUUAUUGAUAUUUGCAAGCAAAGAACAAUUGGAUUUUUUAAAUCAAUGUGAAAGUUGGCAUUGUGAUGGUA